Messenger RNA from Trichoplusia ni (cabbage looper), 1270 nucleotides. RefSeq names its product xanthine dehydrogenase/oxidase-like. The transcript is spliced from 5 exons. Gene Ontology annotation, molecular function: oxidoreductase activity; iron ion binding. The coding region runs from base 1 to 1170 and encodes 389 amino acids. The record is from RefSeq and is a predicted model, not a curated record. Lineage: Eukaryota; Metazoa; Arthropoda; Insecta; Lepidoptera; Noctuidae.
AUGGAUUGGAGGGGUGCAGGUACAUUUGACAGCGUUGCUCAAGCAGAGUUUAUAAUGGAACAAAUAGCUUAUGAACUAUCCUUAGAUCCAGUUGAAGUCAGGUUAAAUAACUUGAAACCAGAAUUUACCAGUUCUCUAGUUGAAAUGUACAACACUCUCAAAAAAGACGGUCAAUAUGAAGACAGAAGAGCAUUUGUAAAUCAAUUUAACAAACAGAAUAGAUGGAAAAAGCGAGGAUUAAGAUUUUCCUUCUUAAACUUCAAUGUUUUUCCUUACGCACGUUAUAACGUUAUUCUAUCAGUAUACUUUGGUGACGGCACUGUUGUCAUAAACCACGGAGGCAUUGAAAUGGGUCAAGGAAUCAACACGAAAUGCGCCCAAAUUUGCGCCUAUUAUUUAAACAUUCCUGUCGAAAACAUUCAAGUAAAAAGCACAAAUACUAUUAUCUCUCCAAACUGUGUUGAAUCUGGGGCGAGUCUGACGUCACAGAACAUUGGUUUAGGAGUCUUUAGGUGUUGUAUGAAACUAUUAAAAAGACUUGAACCUAUCAAAGCAGAAAUGCCGAAUGCCUCUUGGAUUGAAGUGAUACAAACGGCAAAUGAUUCUAAAAUAGAUUUGCAAGUCCAAGACUUUAUUACGGAGGAUGAUCCAGCGAGGUACGAUUAUAAUGUUUUUGGGAUUGCGUUGACUGAAGUAGAAAUAGAUGUGCUGACUGGUGAAUAUGAGUUAUUAAGAGUGGAUAUUCUGGAAGACGUUGGUAGAAGUGUUAGUCCUGAACUCGAUGUUGGUCAGGUAGAAGGUGCAUUUAUAAUGGGUCUAGGGUACUGGACCAGUGAAAAGCUGUUCUAUGAUGAAAAUACUGGCGAACCACUAACAAAUCGGACCUGGAACUAUAAAGUUCCUAUGUGCACUGACAUACCACAAGACCUCAGAGUUUAUUUCAGAAAGAAUUCGUUUACAUUCGAACCUAUACAGGGAGCAAAGAUUGUUGGUGAACCUCCUUUGUGUUUAUCAGUAGGAAUACCAUUAGCUAUAAGAGAAGCUAUAUCACAAGCCAGGCUAGAAUCAAAUAUACCUCCAACUGACUGGUUUCCAAUCGAUGGCCCGUCGUCAGUGGAAACUGUGGGUUUACUGUCUGCCACCGAUCUUAAAGAUUUGGUAUUGAACUGAUGCAAUAAUAAUGUAUUAUUUAUCAAAGCCAUAUUACAAUAGUGUAAAGCACGGAUACUUCACGUUCACUUUUUGUUAAUUAAUUUAUAAUGUAUUUGCU